CCCACCCUCGCCGGCCCGGCCCCGCACGGCCCCGCACGGCACGGGGGUUGCCAUGACAAGCGUUUUCUCCCGUUAGCUCCGGGACCGCUCCCCCUCCAUCCCAUGGCCAGUCGCGGGGGCUCCGCCGCCAGCCGGGCGCCGUGGGACCGGAGCCGCUCCAGUUGCUGUGGUAUCCAGGGAGCCCUCCUCCUCCUCCUCCUCCUCCUCCUCCUCCUCCCGCUGCAGGAGCUGCACGCCGGGCGUUGCUAAGGUCGCCUCCGCGGUAACAUGCACAUCCUGUUUACACCUUCAUCCCGACAAGUUGGGCUCGGCUAGAGCCGCCCGUUCCCCCCCGGGAAGCCCCCAGGGAAGCCCCCAGGGAAGCCCCCAGGGAAGGGGCCACACGGAGCAUCCCCCCCCGGAGCCGCCGGAGCCGCCGGAGCCGCGAGCGAGGCCGCGCCGGGAGCGCCGCGCCGGGGCCACCGGCACCGCGACAAGAUGACGAACAACGUGGCCGACCACCACCCCGGGAACUCGGUGGCCGAGGGCAGCCAUGAGGGGGACUUUGGGUGCUCCUUGGUGGAGCUCAGGAACCUCAUGGAGCUGAGGAGCGCCGAGGCCGUGGCCCGGAUCAACGACUCCUAUGGAGGCGUCCAGAACGUCUGCAAGAGGUUGAAGACGUCGCCGGUCGAAGGCCUGUCUGGGAACCCCGCGGACCUGGAGAAGCGGCGCCAGGCCUUCGGGCAGAACUUCAUCCCCCCCAAGAAGGCCAAGACGUUCCUGCAGCUGGUGUGGGAGGCGCUGCAGGACGUGACGCUGAUCAUCCUGGAGAUCGCAGCCAUCGUCUCGCUGGGGCUGUCCUUCUACCACCCCCCGGGAGGGGACAACGAGCUGUGCGGGCAGUCCACGGGCGGCGUGGAGGACGAGGGCGAGUCGCAGGCGGGCUGGAUCGAGGGCGCUGCCAUCCUGUUCUCGGUCAUCAUCGUGGUGCUGGUGACGGCCUUCAACGACUGGAGCAAGGAGAAGCAGUUCCGGGGCCUCCAGAGCCGCAUCGAGCAGGAGCAGAAGUUCACGGUGAUCCGCAAGGGCCAGGUGAUCCAGAUCCCCGUGGCCGAGAUCGUGGUGGGAGACAUCGCCCAGAUCAAGUACGGCGAUCUCCUGCCAGCGGACGGGAUCCUGAUCCAGGGCAAUGACCUGAAGAUAGACGAGAGCUCGCUGACUGGGGAGUCAGACCAGGUGAAGAAAUCCAUGGAUAAAGACCCCAUGCUGCUGUCAGGUACCCACGUGAUGGAGGGCUCGGGCAGGAUGGUGGUGACUGCCGUGGGCAUCAACUCCCAGACUGGGAUCAUCUUCACCCUCCUGGGAGCAGGAGGAGAGGGGGACGAGGAGAAGAAGGUGAAGAAAGGUAAAAAAGGUGGAGCCCCCGAAAACCGCAACAAAGCUAAAACUCAGGAUGGUGUGGCCUUAGAGAUCCAGCCCCUGAAGAGCCAGGAGGGGGUGGAGAACGAGGAGAAGGAGAAGAAGAAGGCGAAGGUGCCCAAGAAGGAGAAGUCGGUGCUGCAGGGGAAGCUCACGCGCCUGGCGGUGCAGAUUGGGAAGGCAGGGCUGAUCAUGUCGGCCAUCACCGUCAUCAUCCUGGUGCUCUACUUCGUCAUCGACACCUUCGGGGUGCAGAAGCGGCCCUGGCUGGCCGAGUGCACCCCCAUCUACAUCCAGUACUUCGUCAAGUUCUUCAUCAUCGGCGUCACCGUGCUGGUGGUGGCCGUGCCCGAGGGGCUCCCGCUGGCCGUCACCAUCUCGCUGGCCUACUCUGUCAAGAAAAUGAUGAAGGACAACAACCUGGUGAGGCACCUGGACGCCUGUGAGACCAUGGGCAACGCCACGGCCAUCUGCUCGGACAAGACGGGCACGCUGACCAUGAACCGCAUGACCGUGGUGCAGGCCUACGUGGGGGACACCCACUACCGCCAGAUCCCCGACCCCGAGGCCAUCCUGCCCAAAACCCUGGACCUCAUCGUCCACGGCGUGGCCAUCAACUCUGCCUACACCUCCAAGAUCCUGCCACCAGAGAAGGAAGGGGGGCUGCCCCGCCAGGUGGGCAACAAGACUGAGUGUGCCCUGCUGGGCUUCGUGCUGGACCUGAAGCAGGACUACCAGGCUGUGCGCAACGAGGUGCCCGAGGAGAAGCUCUACAAGGUCUACACCUUCAACUCGGUGCGCAAGUCCAUGAGCACCGUGCUGAGGAACAGUGGCGGCGGCUUCCGCAUGUACAGCAAGGGCGCCUCCGAGAUCAUCCUGCGCAAGUGCACCAAGAUCCUGGACAAGAACGGCGAGCCGCGCGUGUUCAAGGUGAAGGACAGGGACGAGAUGGUGAAGAAGGUGAUCGAGCCCAUGGCCUGCCACGGCCUCAGGACCAUCUGCCUGGCAUUCCGGGACUUCCCUGCGGGUGCAGAGCCCGACUGGGACAACGAGAGUGAGAUCCUGUCUGACCUGACCUGCAUUGCUGUGGUGGGGAUUGAGGAUCCCGUGCGGCCGGAGGUGCCCGAUGCCAUCCUGAAGUGCCAGCGCGCCGGCAUCACCGUCCGCAUGGUGACAGGGGACAACAUCAACACUGCCCGUGCCAUCGCCACCAAGUGUGGCAUCCUGCUGCCCGGGGAGGACUUCCUGUGCCUCGAGGGGAAGGAGUUCAACCGCCUGAUCCGCAACGAGAAGGGAGAGGUGGAGCAGGAGCAGCUGGACAAGAUCUGGCCCAAGCUGCGGGUGCUGGCGCGCUCCUCCCCCACAGACAAGCACACCCUGGUGAAAGGAAUCAUCGACAGCACCGUGGGUGACCAGAGGCAGGUGGUGGCUGUGACAGGGGAUGGCACCAACGAUGGCCCAGCCCUGAAGAAAGCAGAUGUUGGGUUUGCCAUGGGCAUCGCGGGCACGGACGUGGCCAAGGAGGCCUCGGACAUCAUCCUGACCGACGACAACUUCACCAGCAUCGUCAAGGCCGUCAUGUGGGGCCGCAACGUCUACGACAGCAUCUCCAAGUUCCUGCAGUUCCAGCUCACCGUCAACGUGGUGGCCGUCAUCGUGGCCUUCACCGGUGCCUGCAUCACCCAGGACUCGCCCCUGAAGGCCGUGCAGAUGCUGUGGGUGAACCUGAUCAUGGACACGUUCGCCUCGCUGGCGCUGGCCACGGAGCCGCCGUCGGAGUCGCUGCUGCUGCGCAAACCCUACGGGCGCAACAAGCCGCUCAUCUCCCGCACCAUGAUGAAAAACAUCCUGGGCCACGCCGUCUACCAGCUCACCAUCAUCUUCACCCUGCUCUUCGCAGGGGAGAAGUUUUUCGACAUCGACAGCGGCCGGAACGCGCCCCUGCACUCUCCCCCCACCGAGCACUACACCAUUGUCUUCAACACCUUCGUGAUGAUGCAGCUCUUCAACGAGAUCAACGCGCGCAAGAUCCACGGCGAGAGGAACGUCUUCGAGGGCAUCUACCGCAACCCCAUCUUCUGCUCCGUGGUGCUGGGCACCUUCUUCGCCCAGAUCAUCAUCGUGGAGUUUGGUGGGAAGCCCUUCAGCUGCUCUGGGCUCACCCUGACCCAGUGGUUCUGGUGCAUUUUCAUUGGAGUGGGAGAGCUCCUGUGGGGCCAGCUGAUCUGCACCGUGCCAACGAGCCACCUGAAGUUCCUGAAGGAGGCUGGGCAUGGCAUCACCAAGGAGGAGAUCCCCGAGGAGGAGCUGCCCGAGGACGUGGACGAGAUCGACCACGCGGAGAUGGAGCUGCGGCGGGGGCAGAUCCUGUGGUUCCGGGGCCUCAACAGGAUCCAGACCCAGAUGGACGUAGUUUACACAUUCCAGACCGGCGCCUCCUCUUUGCAGGGAGCCCUCAGGAGACAGCCUUCCAUCGUGAGCCAGCACCACGAUAUCAAAGUGGUGAAUGCGUUCCGUAGCUCGCUCUACGAAGGCCUCGAGAAACCCGAAUCCAGAAGCUCCAUCCAUAACUUCAUGACUCACCCAGAGUUCAUCCUGGAGGAAGACGAGCCUCGGACACCAUUCCUUGACGGCGCCGAAGACGAGCCCGAGCCUGAGGGACUCCAAAAGCGAGGUGGGGGCGGCCUGGGGGGCUCCACGGCCCUCAACAGGAACAACAACGCCGUGGACAGCGAGUUCAGCUUCCCCGAGCCCGGGAGCCCCUUCCACAGCCUGGAGACCUCAGUUUGACCUUAGAACUUGGAAUUUCCCCCUCCUCCUCCUCCUCCUCUUCUUCCUCGUCCUCAUCCACCUGGGCCCUGUGUGAUCCCAGCACCAGUAACUGAUCACACUGCUGCGGUCAAACUGCUCAUGCCUGUAUCAUCAUUGGGGGUUUUUUUGGGGGUGGGGUUGGGGGUUUAAUGUGUUUUUUUUUCUUUUUUUGGUUCAUUUUGUUGGGUUUUUUUACCGUUAUUUAGCAGUGGGAACCAGAGUACCACCGAGCUGGGUGUUGGGAGAGAGGUUAAGCCAAAAAAAAAAACCAAAACCAAACCAAUUGUGCAUCUCCAUCCCUGAUUUUCCGUGGUACUCACCCAGGGGAAGCUGCCAGGUUCUUUCCUCUCCGAGAGUUGGGUUUUUCACUUGGGGUUUUCACUUUGGAGAAAUGCAUGUUCCAAGGAAAUUCAAAUUGUUGUAGUCUUACACUCCCUCAGCCUCAAGGCUGGGGGUGCACUUGUGACUUGAUUUUAUUUUUCUUGUGUUUUUGGUUUUUUUUUCACAUGUGGUUUUUAGGGGUUUUUUCCUUCUAAUGUUGGGGUUUGCUCUUUGCUUGUGGGAUUUUCCCCCCUACCCAAUGGGAAGUGGGGAGGGGGAGUCACUGCUCCAGUGCAGAAAUUAAGGAAUAAACUAAAAAAUCCCAGCCAGGGGAAGGUGUUUACUGCAAGGUUCAGAGAUCCAGGGAUGCCCACCAGUCUUCCACCUUUGAAAAAUGGUACCUGGGCUUCUUCCAGCUCCCCCUCUGUGUGUGCCCACAUGUUUUCCUCUCUUUCUCUGUUUCCAGACUGGGAGAUGAGAAAUGAAGGGAUAAAUUCUGAUUUUCCUGCAAAGGUGGAGGUGAAACUUCCAGGGUAAAGGUGGGGAAAACCCCCAGGUUGUGAGGGAUGCAGCUUCUUCCUGAGG
Molecule: messenger RNA, 5115 nt
Organism: Melozone crissalis (California towhee)
Lineage: Eukaryota; Metazoa; Chordata; Aves; Passeriformes; Passerellidae
Gene: ATP2B4
Product: ATPase plasma membrane Ca2+ transporting 4
Exons: 23
Coding region: 478-4188 (1236 amino acids)
Biological process (GO): regulation of cytosolic calcium ion concentration; calcium ion transmembrane transport
Cellular component (GO): membrane; intracellular membrane-bounded organelle
Molecular function (GO): P-type calcium transporter activity; ATP hydrolysis activity; ATP binding
Source: RefSeq, a predicted model, not a curated record